AACACUUAUCUUCUUGCUCGGCGGUUGGCACUCGCUCAGCACUCAACUCCUUGCAACUUUUGCAACCCAUUUCCCGUUUCUUUUUAUUAUUUCUUAUAAUUUUCCAUUUUUACACUAUUUACAUUCAUCCAAUUUUAGAUAAUAUUUGGAAAAUGCAAAUGAUGGCAUGCAAUUAUUCAUGGCCACUACAAAAUUCUUUACCUCAUCAUCAUGGAACCAUUAUUAUCCCGAAACGUUUCUUCUUGGGUCGCCGCCGUCUUUUGUGUUGUGUCUCUAACGACGUCCUUUCUUCUCACUCCAUCUCCAUUUCCAGGGCUAUUAAAGAUGAGGGCAAGUAUGCGUCUGAAGAAAAAUGCAAAAUUAGUCCUAGCACAACACGUCGAAUGUUGCUUUCAAGUUUGUUCAUGUAUUUAGGGUAUCAUCCUACAAGGUACUUAUCAGCUCAAGCACUAGGGGAUCCAUCUGUGACAGUUGAAGAAGUAACUCCUCCUGUUUCUCUUUCUGGCGCUCUCUUCCCUACUGAGGAAAGAAUUGUUCAACUCUUUGAAAAGAAUACAUACUCUGUUGUCAACAUUUUUGAUGUAACAUUGCGCCCGCAACUAAACAUAACUGGUGUAGUUGAGAUUCCUGAAGGAAAUGGUUCUGGAGUAGUUUGGGAUGGACAGGGACACAUUGUGACAAAUUAUCAUGUGAUAGGCAAUGCCCUUUCAAGAAAUCCAGGUUCUGGGCAAGUUGUUGCUCGAGUUAAUAUUCUUGCGUCAGAAGGGGUACAGAAGAACUUUGAGGGAAAAUUGAUUGGUGCUGACCGUGCUAAGGACCUUGCUGUCUUGAAGGUAGAAGCAUCUGAUGAUCUGUUGAAGCCAAUUAAAGUGGGGCAGUCUUCUUCUCUAAGAGUCGGGCAGCAAUGUCUUGCAAUUGGGAACCCAUUUGGCUUUGAUCACACUCUUACAGUAGGGGUAAUCAGCGGAUUGAAUCGAGAUAUAUUUAGUCAAACUGGAGUAACAAUUGGUGGUGGAAUUCAAACAGAUGCAGCCAUCAAUCCGGGAAAUAGUGGAGGUCCUUUAUUGGAUUCUAAAGGAAGUCUAAUUGGAAUUAAUACAGCAAUUUUUACUCAGACAGGAACAUCUGCUGGUGUAGGCUUUGCCAUACCAUCCUCAACAGUGCUCAAAAUUGUGCCUCAAUUAAUUCAAUUUGGUAAAGUUGUUCGAGCUGCUUUGAAUGUGGAAAUUGCUCCUGAUCUGAUUGCAAACCAACUUAAUGUUCGAAAUGGUGCUCUAAUUCUGCAGGUUCCAGGCAAUAGUCUUGCAGCAAAGGCAGGGUUACUUCCAACUACAAGGGGUUUUGCUGGAAAUAUUGUACUUGGAGAUGUUAUUCUUGCAGUGGAUAACAUGCCUGUUAAAAGCAAAGCAGAGUUAUACAAAUUGUUGGAUGACUAUAAUGUGGGGGACACAGUAAUGCUGAAGAUUCAGAGAGGAGGUGAGAAUUUAGAGCUACCUAUUAUGCUAGAAGAGAAGAGUUCUUGAUAGGAAUUACCGAUCUUAUUAUUAUGUAUAUAUAUACACGUUAAUUUGUUAGAAAAGAAGUAUUAUUUGUAUGAGAAAAACAGAAUACCAGUCAAGAAGAUGCUCCAUUGAUGCAUAUGAGGUUUUGUAAUUUUUAGUAUCUGAGGGUUAAUUUGGCAUUGCAUUUUUUCCAUCUA
Messenger RNA from Ricinus communis (castor bean), 1699 nucleotides. Its product is annotated as protease Do-like 8, chloroplastic. Lineage: Eukaryota; Viridiplantae; Streptophyta; Magnoliopsida; Malpighiales; Euphorbiaceae. Gene Ontology annotation, molecular function: protein binding; serine-type endopeptidase activity. The coding region runs from base 153 to 1523 and encodes 456 amino acids. Gene Ontology annotation, biological process: proteolysis. The record is from RefSeq and is a predicted model, not a curated record. The transcript is spliced from 13 exons.